AAUGACAUUGAAGACCUCCCGCCCCCAACGAUGACGCCACUGUCUCCCUCCCCCCCCCCGCCCUUUUUCUGACGUCUCUGGCGGUCGCGAGCGGCGGCGGUUGGCGUUUGAAACAGCGGAAGUGGCUCGACCACUACCUCUAACCCUCCCCCCAACUCCUCCAUCUUAACACCCUCACAUACUCCUUCCUCACCUCCCUCCUCAAGGAUGGAGACAGAGGAGGAGGCUGCCCCUCACUUGCCCACUGAGGAGCCUUGGAGCGUCAGCUGCAGCGACGAGGAAGUGGAAAACACAGACCCGUGGACCCCGAGCCCCCAGGAGAUCCUGCGUCUGUACCAAGCCCUGUCGCAGCAGGGUAGCCUGGAGCUCAGCUCCCGGCCACUGCCCCGCCGCCCCCCAACCCCCGAGGCCGGACCAACCCAGGAAGAGGAGCCCGAGGAGCCCUUGGCCAUCGAAGAGGAGGAUGAGAAGCCCCCUGCACCUACUGAGUUUGACUUUGAUGAUGAACCUGCACCAGCCAAAUCCUUCCUGGGCAUGCGGAGAUCUCCAGGGAGCUCAAGCCGCACCCAGCGACGCGAAGCACGGCUGGACAAGGUUCUGUCUGAUAUGAAGAGGCACAAACGGAUCGAGGAGCAAAUGCUGAGGACGGGCAGAGACGUAUUUCAGCUGGAGACUGAGCAGGAGGCGGCUCCCACCCGCUCCCGCGGUAUCUUCCAAUGCCGUAACUACUGAUAUCACCAAGGACCAUGAGAAACGAAGGAGAGAAGGGUAUCCAGGGAAGGCAUCUCAGACUGAGCAGAAGGAAGACAGCGGAAUACUCGAGGCUCUGAUUCCUGCCACUCUAAACAACCCCAGUUUCUCUGACCUCGCCGAGUAGCUCCAGGCAGCAUCCUGGUGGAGUGGACCUCUUCUACUCCCUCCAUUACACCCUUCUUGUCAUGGAGUGACCAGAACAAUACUCCAGACGUAGCAUAACCAGGGCGUCGAACACUGCAAUGUCACUUCCCAACUCCUGAACACAAUGCCUCAAUACUAAAGGCAAACACGCUAGAGGGCUUCUUCCUGUGCAGACACCAUCAGGGAUGGGAAGCUGUGGACUUGGACCCCAAGAUCCCUCAGAGUAAGGUUUCUUAUAUGAUGUGAAAUGAGUUGUUUUGUGGCAGAAGUACUGUGCAAAUACAAAACUUAUAUCAAU
Messenger RNA from Mobula hypostoma (lesser devil ray), 1195 nucleotides. It is a transcript of the gene pagr1, whose product is annotated as PAXIP1 associated glutamate-rich protein 1. The transcript is spliced from 4 exons. NCBI's taxonomy places the organism in Eukaryota, Metazoa, Chordata, Chondrichthyes, Myliobatiformes, Myliobatidae. The coding region runs from base 208 to 732 and encodes 174 amino acids. Gene Ontology annotation, molecular function: nuclear estrogen receptor binding. The record is from RefSeq and is a predicted model, not a curated record. Gene Ontology annotation, biological process: positive regulation of cell cycle G1/S phase transition; positive regulation of intracellular estrogen receptor signaling pathway. Gene Ontology annotation, cellular component: MLL3/4 complex.